AUGUUAAACGCCGCGCUAGAGACUAGGGGAGCCCUUUCUUCAUCUCAGAUCGUGGAUCGGACGGCUGCCGGCGAUUCUGGCGAUCAGAAUAUUUCCGCGCCGUCAGAACUGCCGGCGAAGUUCAAACAGUACGCAUCCACAGCAGACGGCGAUGCGAUUCCGUACGCCGUGGUCCGCGCCGCGUGGUCCUCUUUACGGGAGCGGCACGGGUUGGAUCGCAGCGACCGCAGCGACCAGAGCGAAGAGAGUGGUAACACAAGGACGGGUCAGAUUUCGCCGAGCGACAGCUGCGAGACGAGCGAAGUGAACGAGUCAGAAGCACGGGAGGAAGCCUCAGGCGUUACUUCUCAAGGCACUGCGAGCAGCACUGGCAACACGAGUAACGAUACUGCGAGUAGCAACGGCAGUGCUGCCAGGUGCAGCGGAAACGGGAGGAGCAAUGGCAGUGCAAGCAACGGCGCUGCGAGCAGCUACAAGCGCCCUGAUUGGCUUCUGCACGAGGUGCUGCAGGGCUGCCAGGUGUUGCUACCUGCUCCACCCGAGCCUCCGAAGAAGAGUGCGGAGCUGGAAGCUCGUCUGGCUGCUCUCAAGGAAGCGGAGGAACAGAGGCGGUAUAGAGAGCUCGUGAGAGAUGUGGAUCCCAAGGGAGCAAAAGGGAGAGGCGCAGGUGGUGGUGUUGAUGAUGAGGAGGACUUCGGAGGGCAGGGGGGAAGCUCGUACCUGGCUUCGUACAGAGAGCAGCUCGGGUUCGGCAUGCAUGUGGUGGGUGUGAUGUUCACCUGUUACCUCUUGGGUCACUUCGCUGCUUCUGCUCUUAUCAAAGACCAACCUGCCCUGCACCCAGUGGGAGGUGCAGUGGGUUUGAUAUUCGGCAUGCUGCUAGAAACCACACUCUUCAUAAUCCGUACGACGCAGCUCGAGGAGAAACAAGCUAAGCAACGCAGCAAGAAGGCUGCUAGAAAGCAUGGAGUGUCAGUGCCAUCACUAACUGUAGGGCGGGCUUCUAGCCAAGGGACCCAGACAGCACAUAAGAGUGUUAGUAAUGUUGCUGUGGGUUCUGAGGAGUUGGAUGCAGUGCGGCAAGAGCUGAUUGAACUGGCAGGGAGACGGCAGAAAGGAGCUGGCGUGUCAGGCUCUUCAGGGGGUUCCAUGGUAAGGAGGCGGAAUGUGCGGCAAGCUGACGGUGACUAG
Closterium sp. NIES-65 is the source of this 1191-nucleotide messenger RNA. NCBI's taxonomy places the organism in Eukaryota, Viridiplantae, Streptophyta, Zygnematophyceae, Desmidiales, Closteriaceae. The record is from the annotation of a GenBank genome assembly.